Molecule: messenger RNA, 1680 nt
Organism: Verticillium alfalfae VaMs.102
Lineage: Eukaryota; Fungi; Ascomycota; Sordariomycetes; Glomerellales; Plectosphaerellaceae
Product: phytoene dehydrogenase
Exons: 3
Coding region: 1-1680 (559 amino acids)
Biological process (GO): carotenoid biosynthetic process
Molecular function (GO): oxidoreductase activity
Source: RefSeq, a predicted model, not a curated record
AUGCAGAAGUCAGGCGAAAAGCCUCGAAAGGCCAUUGUCGUCGGUGCCGGCGCAGGUGGCGUCGCCAUUGCUGCGCGUCUUGCCAAGGCUGGCUACAAGGUGACUGUCCUCGAGAAGAAUGACUUCACUGGCGGCCGCUGCUCCCUCAUUCACCACGAGGGCUACCGCUUCGACCAAGGUCCCUCGCUCCUUCUGCUGCCCCAGCUCUUCCAUGAGACGUUCCGCGAUCUGGACACCACCAUUGCCGACUCGGGUGUCGACCUCCUCCGUUGCCAGGAUGUCAACUACAACGUCUGGUUCCACGACGGCGAGCUCUUCAAGCACUCGUCCGAUCUGGCGACCAUGAAGGUUGAAGUCGAGCGCUGGGAGGGCAAGGAAGGGUUUGCGCGCUACCUGAGCUGGAUGCGUGAGGCGCAUACCCACUACGAGGUGUCCGUGACCGACGUUCUUCAUCGCAACUUUACGUCCUUGUUCAACCUCGCGCGGCCAAGCUUGCUGAAACGUGUCGUCGCGCUUCACCCCCUCGAAAGCAUAUAUGCUCGCGCGAGCCGCUACUUCUGGACCGAGAGGCUCAGGCGUGUCUUUACCUUUGCCGUCAUGUACAUGGGCAUGUCCCCAUUCGAUGCGCCGGCCACCUAUUCUCUGCUCCAGUACACCGAGUUUGCCGAGGGCAUCUGGUAUCCCAGGGGAGGCUUCCACGCCAUCAUCGCGGCGCUCGUCCGCAUUGGAGAGCAGAUGGGCGUGGAAUACCGCCUCAACACGUCCGUUGCCAGCAUUUCUACCGCCGAGGAGAGCCACCGCGCGACUGGUGUCGUUCUCGAGUCGGGCGAGUCUCUGUCGGCGGAUGUCGUCGUCAUCAACGCCGACCUCGUCUACGCCUACAGCAACCUGAUGCCCAAGACGCCCAGCACCGUUGCAUACAGCCAGUCGCUGCAGAAGAAGGAGGCUUCCUGCAAAUACCGCGAGUCCUUUGAUGCCAUCUUCAAGCGCCACGGUCUCCCCGACCAGCCGAGCUUCUACGUCAAUGUGCCGAGCAGGAUCGAUCCGAGUGCGGCACCCGAGGACGGCGACGCCAUCAUUGUUCUCGUUCCCAUUGGCCACCUCGCCCGUUCCAAGGGCAGUGUGGACGCCCCUGGCCUACCGACGGACGAGAAGUCGUGGAUCAACCUCGUCGCCCGCGCGCGCGCCGCCGUGCUCGAGACGAUCAGCGCGAGGACCGGCUGUGCGCCGCUUGGGCAGUUUAUCACAAACGAGAUUGUCAACAACCCGCUGAGCUGGGAAGACAAGUUCAACCUCGACAAGGGCGCCAUCCUCGGGCUGACGCACAGCGUGCCCAACGUCCUCGCCUUCCGGCCGCGCACCCGCGCCGAGGGUAUCGAGAAUGCCUACUUUGUCGGCGCCAGCACGCACCCCGGCACGGGUGUGCCCAUUGUGCUGGCGGGGGCCAAAAUCACAGCCGAGCAGAUCCUCGACGACCGAGGCCUGCCCGUGCCGUGGGCCCACACGAAGAACUUUCCGAAGCAACAGCUGGCGGAGCGGAGGCAGAAGACCAAGGCGCUCGACCUCAUGCGGUACACGUUCCACUUUGGCUCAGAGGAAGUCGCCGUGCUGUCAUUUCUGUUUGCGGUGUACAUGAUGUACCUGUUUGUGUGGCCGAGAGUCGUGUCACUUGUUUGCUAA